AUGACCAUGAACCCCAAGUCCGUGCAGAGCUGGAAGUUGAAGGCCGUGGAAUGUCCCUUCGGAAUGCUGGCGAUCCUGCUCCAUCAGAUCCAACUCUGCAUCACGGGCAUUUCUGAGAUGGUGCCCUACCUGUCGGAACAGCUGACGCUGCUUCUCCUCCUCGUCGAAGUCCAGUUGGAGGAGUUGGGCCUCCAAGCACUUCCGCUGCUCAUGGCCACUCGUUGGCCCUUCCUCAGGAUGCUCACACAUGUGGCGGUGACCGUCCAGCGUAGGAACAUCACGAUCGAUCAUGUGCUUGCGCCGCAUUACCAGACCAAGCCGUACGUCCUGGACUUCCAUCCUGAGGAGCUGCUGUAUCCCGAUGCCGAGCGGCUGCAACUCCCAGCCGUGUCGAUCGAGACACUGCGCUUUCGGCGUCACGGGCGUCCAAGUAAGGCCUACCGUUCGACCUUACGGUUUCUGGAGUCGACGCUGAGACAACCAAGCGAAGGCCGACCGAUCAUUCUCACCAUGAUCUACGGGAAGCGGCUGGCGCAGCAUUUGCCCAAGUGGUUGCUGCGCUUGAAGGCGUUCGGACACCUCUCUCACACCCUGGUCUUCUGCCUGGAUUCCGACAGCGCGGAGGCCUGCCGGAGAGCACAUUCCAACCGCCGCGGGUGCGUCCAGGGCAGCUUGCAAACCACCGCCAACAAGUUCCACAUGAUGUCCGUGAUCUUGAACUCCGGCUUUGAUGUCUUGUACCUGGACUUCGACGUGGUCCUGAUGCAGGACCCCCUGCCACACAUCUUGCGCCAUGCUGACGAGGCGGAGCUGCUGCUGACGCGAGAUUUUGGUGGCGAGUGCAUCAACAUUGGGGUUGUGUACAUGAAGUCGCACCCUGACACCGCCUUGUUCAUGCAGGAGCUCAUUCGCUGGCUCUGGCACCACCCAUACGAGUUCUGCCAGAAAGCGUUUGCCGGCAUGAUGGGCUUGGAGGACAUCACAUGGAACGAUCAGUACGGAAAUCCUGUCGGAGUUGUUCCUCGCUGGGGCUUUCUGGACUCCACGAACAGCUUUGCGACUAGCACGGUGUAUGACGCGUCUUUGCAAGGGUGGACAGGAGACCUACAGAAAGUGGUUAUCUACCAUUUUCUCGAUGGACUCGGCGUUGUGGAUCCGGAGCUGGCAGUCGCCGGCGAGUACAUGGACUUGUUCGCCCUGUUCUACCAGAACCCGGCACUCAACCUCGAGGACACCCGUACACCCCUCUACGACCAGGACGAGAGAGUUCGCAAGCAGCUCCUCUUCGCGCGGCAGCCGACACCACCGGCACAACUCCAGCCUUGCGGCCACUACGAAGUCUCUGCCUACCCGGCAUCUUGGCAUCCGAACUUCAAAGCACACUUCAGUACGACUCUCAUGUUGGAAACCUUUGCCAAGUUCCCAUGGACCUCACGGCAUCACAAGCAGAGGCCUGGAAGCAGCGGCAGCGGAAGACGCUUGAAUCACGGUCGGACAUUCGGCCUGUUCAGCUGGAACUCGAAGAAAAGAAUCUGCAGCGCCCUGAGUUGCGUUCCCGUUCUCUUCCUGGGUCAGUUGCUUCAACGUCUUCCCUCCCACGGAGUUGCCUAG
Messenger RNA from Symbiodinium natans, 1611 nucleotides. The record is from the annotation of a GenBank genome assembly. NCBI's taxonomy places the organism in Eukaryota, Dinophyceae, Suessiales, Symbiodiniaceae.